Messenger RNA from Debaryomyces tyrocola, 2166 nucleotides. Lineage: Eukaryota; Fungi; Ascomycota; Pichiomycetes; Serinales; Debaryomycetaceae. The record is from the annotation of a GenBank genome assembly.
AUGAGACCCUACUUAUGGUACAGAGAUAAGGAUAGUUUGAGCUUGGGUGGAGUUUGCCGUUAUAAUAUAAUAUAUACUCUGGUAGAUCCAGAUAAAAAGGAAAUAUAUUACCGCCUUAAAAACAUUGAAAGGGCGUCCAUACGAGCAAUUCAUUUAUUAAAUGGACCCUUUAUUUUAUAUUGUCAUGUAAUACCGCAUAAUUAUGACCACCUUAAAGAAUUUAAUCCAAGUGAUUCGAAAGACAACAAGGAAGUGAUAUUUGAAAAUGAAGUAAAACCUGGUCAAACCUUCAAUGUAAAGCUAAAGUUAAAUGAAAAUUCGUAUGUAAAAGACUCGGAAGAAGGGUUCCCCGUGUACCUGUGGUCCAUAGAUGUGGUUUCACAGAUUGUUGUAACUACGAAGACUGUUAUAAUGUAUGAUUUUAUGAUUGGAGAUGAUUUUAAAGGUAUGAAAAAAAUAAAUCAUGGGCCAUUUCCUAACUCAUUGACUAAUACGAGUCAUAAUGGUUCGGACGAUUAUAAAGAUAAAGAAACUCCUUUAGGUGUAUCGACGAAUCCACAGUUAAGUGUAUUGAAGCAAAGCACUAAGGAUUUGUGGACAAAUCAGCCAAAAAAUCCUCAAAUGCCUGUGCAUUUGAUAAUACUUACGCAUGGUAUAUUCUCAAAUGUAACAGCAGACAUGCUACACAUGAAAGAUUCAUUAGAAUCUAGUGUUAAGGAAAACAUUCUCGUUAGAGGGUAUGAAGGAAACGCAGGUAGAAGUGAAAAGGGGAUUAAGAAAUUGGGAAUGCGAUUGUCGAAAUAUAUAAUUCAUUUAAUUGAAGAUUUAAAUGAUUUAGAUAUUCAAAUAGAUAAGAUUUCAUUCAUUGGCCACUCACUCGGGGGAUUGGUUCAAUUGUAUGCUAUUAAAGAAAUAUUAGUAACUAGAGGAGAGGAUUAUUUCCUGAAAAAGAAUAUAAAACCACAAAAUUUAAUAUGCAUGGCUAGUCCUUUAUUAGGGAUUUUAAGCGAAAUGAAUAUUUUGAUAUCAUGGUUUCUAGAUUUAGGAACAUUGGGCAAAACCGGACGAGAUUUAACAUUGCUGAAAAAAAUUCCAAAUCUUAAGCAACUUGCAAAUAAGAAUGAUAUGCACAAAAGAGAUACAUUUAGGCCUCUACUAGAAAUGUUGCCCGAUGAUCCCUUGCAAGAAUUUUUAAGUAAAUUCGAACAUUUAACACUUUAUGCUAAUGCUAUAAAUGAUGGUAUAGUUCCGCUUAGAACCAGUGGAUUGUUGUAUCUUGAUUAUGAAGCAUUGGGUAAUGUCGGAAAGUUGCAACAUGAUAAGAGUAAAAAAUUAGAGAACUAUGAUCAUGAUGAUAUCCGGCUGAUUGAAACCAAUACUACUAAAGAAUCUGUAGGUGAGAUUCCAGCUGAUAAAUCUGAGGAAUACGAUGCCAAUAGCGAUACAAGAGACAGAAAGAAGAGCCAUAGACAAUUUUUAUCUUUGAAUUCGAGUACAAACAAACGUAAUAAACAUCUGGCUAGAAAGAGGCUAAAUAGGAAACAAAGAAAUAUAUUAAGAAUUAAUGCAAAAGGAAGUGAUUUGCUCGAUUACGACAGUGAAACUGAUGAUUCAGUUACUCCUAGUCUGAACAACGAAACAUCCAUUCAUUCCCCAGGAAGAAAAGGAAAAGAUGUACUUCAAUCAGAAUCGGAUGAACGAGCUGAGUUGAAUUUACCGCCAAAAGCAUCUUCCCUUGAAUCUGCUUUAAGUACAAUAUUUUGUCCUACACCAUCCAACAACUAUAUAAUCAAUCCGGGUUCUAGAAAUCCGGUAAUUUUUCAUGACAAGUACUACCAAUUUGAGGGUUUGCCUAUUGGACCUGAAGAAGAGCAUGAGCGGUCUAAAACUUCCAAGUUGGGGAAAGUUUUAUUUAAUUAUAAUGACUGGAAGCUAGAUAAGCAAGUGAAAAUUGCUAAAAAAUAUCAUACUCCAAAGUUAAAUUGGAGGAAGAUUUUAGUCAAUCUACCGCCUGAUGCUCAUAAUAAUAUAGUUGUGAGAAGGAAAUUUUCGAAUGGUUAUGGCUGGGGAGUCAUUGAUCAUUUGUGCAAAGAAUUAUUCGAUACUGACAUUCAACAUCUAGAUAAUGUCGGUACUAUCGAUCCAAAAAUGAAGGCUAAGAUUUAG